AUGUUGCAAGCCGUGGGAAUUUCCGACCUAAAUGACAACCCCUCCUCCGACCGCAUAUUUAUCAUCGGAGGCGGUAUAGUCGGCGCUUCCCUCGCUUACUUCCUCUCUAAAGAAGACAAUGACCGCAAAAUUGUCCUCAUCGAUAAAUAUCUCGAUAAAUUGUUAGGAUCAACAGGCUAUGCACCUGGCUUUGUAGGUCAGUACAAUGAGUCGCAUGUUCUCACCAGUCUUGCGAAAGAUACGGUAUCCGAAUACAUCAAAAUCCCUGACGGAUUUAAUGUUGUCGGCGGACUCGAACUUUCGUCAACUCCAGACGGUGUCGAGAACCUGCAUCGCCGAAAAGAAGCCGCGCAGUCUUCCGGCCUCCCCGCUGAAAUAAUCUCACCGGAAGUCGCUGCUUCCUUGGCUCCGGACUUUAUCGAUGCCAAGAGUGUGAAAGCCGGACUGCUCUUCUCAACGGAUGGAGCGGCCAAUGCUAUUCGGAUUGCUUCUUAUUAUAUUCGUGAGGCCCAAGCUAGGGGCGUUCAAUUUCUCGAAGCUGAAGUGACUGGUUUCGCAACUGAAAGUAAUCAAAUGACGACCAUCAAUUGCUCGAAUGGGGACAUCACAUUGAAUGGUAGCAUUGUCAUUCUCGCCACGGGUAUCUGGACUUCUCCUUUAACAAACGAUAUUGUUAAAUUCCCAGUGCCUAUAAUCCCCGUUGCACAUCCAUAUACCUUUACCCCUCUCCGACCUCCUCGAUCUGGAACACCGUAUCCAUUUAUCCGCUGGCUAGACCACCAUGUCUACGCCAGAGAUCAUGGUGACCGCGAUGGCUUGGGAAGCUAUGAUCACCCGCCAAUGCAGGCGAGCCCAACAAAGUCAGCAAUGGGGCCAUGGCCCGCAAGCUUUGAGAACGUUCUGUUGGAAGCUACCUCGCAUUUGAAAAAUCGCCAUCAAUUUUUGGUGAAAGGACCUAGCGAGGAUCCGGACGAGAAGCGCCCUUUCAAUGGGAUAUUUGCAGUGACGCCAGAUAACCUUCCUCUCGCAGGAAGAGUUCCAGGUUUAUCCAACUUGUGGCUAUGUGCUGCAAUUUGGGUUACCACUGCCGCUGGAACAGCAAAAUUGAUAUCCAGGCAGAUCCUCGGGGGAGCUGAACAAGAGGAUGAGGCUUUGUUGAAGGCUUUAGAUCCUGCCCGCUUCCAGAAUAUUGAGGACGAAAUUCUUGUGAAGCAAGCGCUGGCCAAGUACAACGAUAUCUACAAUAGAGAUUCGAAGUGA
Messenger RNA from Penicillium cosmopolitanum, 1260 nucleotides. RefSeq names its product NAD(P)/FAD-dependent oxidoreductase. Gene Ontology annotation, cellular component: cytoplasm. Gene Ontology annotation, molecular function: oxidoreductase activity. Lineage: Eukaryota; Fungi; Ascomycota; Eurotiomycetes; Eurotiales; Aspergillaceae. Bases 1 to 1260 code for a protein of 419 amino acids. The transcript has a single exon. The record is from RefSeq and is a predicted model, not a curated record.